GAGGACAUGGAAGCUAAUGGAAAUGCUAGCUGUCGGAGGAAUCAUGGGGUUCAUCUAUGGAACUGUGACGAUCUUCCAAUAUGGUGCGGGCCAGGCAGGGGUGAUGCGAACUCUGGGGAAAUACAUGGUUGGAUCUGGCGCAACCUUCAGUGUCUUUAUGGGAAUCGGCAGCCUCAUUCGCUCAGAUUCACCCCAAAUGGCCUCGUCAGCAUGGGCACGAUCACAUUAUCCUCCCCUCGUUCAUCCACGGCGCGACCGCCUCCAGAGUCAGCGAUGAUCCCAACA
This is a messenger RNA of Capronia coronata CBS 617.96, 285 nucleotides long. RefSeq lists its product as uncharacterized. Gene Ontology annotation, biological process: protein import into mitochondrial matrix; protein insertion into mitochondrial inner membrane. The record is from RefSeq and is a predicted model, not a curated record. The transcript is spliced from 3 exons. Lineage: Eukaryota; Fungi; Ascomycota; Eurotiomycetes; Chaetothyriales; Herpotrichiellaceae. Gene Ontology annotation, cellular component: TIM23 mitochondrial import inner membrane translocase complex. Bases 17 to 277 code for a protein of 86 amino acids.